Messenger RNA from Cyclopterus lumpus (lumpfish), 6690 nucleotides. It is a transcript of the gene erbb2, whose product is annotated as erb-b2 receptor tyrosine kinase 2. Gene Ontology annotation, cellular component: basal plasma membrane; signaling receptor complex. The transcript has 27 exons. The record is from RefSeq and is a predicted model, not a curated record. Gene Ontology annotation, biological process: multicellular organism development; positive regulation of kinase activity; positive regulation of cell population proliferation. Gene Ontology annotation, molecular function: transmembrane receptor protein tyrosine kinase activity; ATP binding. Lineage: Eukaryota; Metazoa; Chordata; Actinopteri; Perciformes; Cyclopteridae. Bases 232 to 4143 code for a protein of 1303 amino acids.
CGCUUUACUACCAACAGGCACGAGAAUUCCAGGGAGGAAGUCACUGAGAUUGAGAAACGAACAACAACUCCAAAAAGGUGCCAGGAAAGAAAAAAAAAGAAGAAGAAGAAGAAGAAGGGGAAAAAAAGAAGAACAACCUGGAGACGAGAGCCAGUUCGAGUACACCAAGUCCUCAUUGAGAAGAACUUCUAACUUCUAAUAUGGAGUAGAGCGCGCCGGGGCUCGCAGCAGAUGGAGGCGGCGAGAAGUUUGGUGUUUGUCGGGGCCGUGCUGCUCUGGGUGGCGGGCGCGUCGGCUAGAGAAGUGUGCCUGGGUACAGACAUGAAGCUGACCCUGCCCUCCAGUCUGGACAAUCACUACGAGACCUUGAAGCUGCUCUACACUGGCUGCCAGGUCGUCCACGGCAACCUGGAGAUCACACACCUUCAUGGAAACCCUGACCUCUCCUUCUUACAAGGCAUCGUGGAGGUACAGGGCUAUGUACUUGUAGCUCAUGUGUCAGUGAGUCUGUUGCCUUUGGACAACCUUCGCAUCAUAAGAGGCAGCCAGCUGUACGACUCCAGCUACGCCCUGGCUGUGCUGGAUAACACUCUGGGUGGACAGGGGCUCCGGACACUCCGGCUUCGUGGCCUCACAGAGAUCCUGUUGGGUGCGGUGCAUAUUUGGGGGAACCCCCAGCUGUGCUUCCCAGACCCCCAGACCAUUGAUUGGAGAGACACUUUGGACGUGCAGAACGGCCACGCCGGGAAGCACCGACUGCAGCCUCGGGCCUCUGAAUGUCCAAAUUGUUACUCUGUAUGUGGGAAAAAGUGCUGGGGAGAAACUGCACAGGACUGCCAGACCUUGACCCGUCUUCCAUGUGCGAUUGGCUGCCAGCGGUGCAAAGGUGUGCUCUCCAAUGACUGCUGUCACAUGCAGUGUGCUGCUGGAUGCACAGGACCCAAAGACUCAGACUGUCUGGCUUGCCGCCACUUCAACGACAGCGGCGUGUGUAAGGAGAACUGUCCUCCCCCCACGAUCUACGACCCCGUCACCUUUCAGACCAAACCCAACCCAAACAAGAAGUUCAACUUUGGAGCCACCUGCGUCAAGACGUGUCCUUAUAACUAUCUGGCUAUGGAAGUGGCUUGUACUUUGGUUUGUCCCAGAGCCAACCAGGAAGUUCUCAUCGCCCACCCCGAUGGAGACGAGCUGCAGAAAUGUGAAAAGUGUGAAGGAGACUGUCCCAAAAUGUGCUAUGGUCUGGGUAUGGACAACCUGGGCGUCAUGGACAACCACGGUGUCACCAUGGUCACAUCUACUAAUGUGGAGCAGUUCAACAAGUGUAAUAAGAUUUUUGGUAGUCUGGCCUUCCUUCCUCAGAGCUUUGAAAGGGACCCUGUGAGAAACACAUCAGGUCUGACCAUCGAGCAGCUGAGCAGCUUCAAGAAACUGGAAGAGUUAACAGGUUAUUUGUACAUUGAUGCCUGGCCAGAGGAGUGGACUAACCUGAGUGUGUUUGAGAGCCUGAAGGUGAUCAGAGGCAGGAUGCUCUACAAGGGUGUGUUUUCACUGGCCAUCCAGAAUCUACACAUCCGGUCUCUUGGGUUGCGUUCACUGCGCAGCGUCAGUGGAGGUUUGGUCCUGUUGCACAACAAUUCCCAGCUGUGCUACACCAAUGCACUGCCCUGGAACAAUCUGCUCCAUCCCACCCAGGGACCUCACCGCAUCGUCAACCAGAACCAGGACGCCCAACUCUGUGAGGAAGAAGGGCGUGUUUGUCACCUGCUGUGCGAGGGGGGCUGCUGGGGGCCGGGGCCCAGCCAGUGUGUGUCCUGCAAGGCUUUCCAACGCGGCAUUGAGUGCGUGGAGCAGUGUGACAUCAAUCAGGGGUCUAUCCGUGAAUACACAGAUGGAUCUUUGUGUGUUGCCUGCCACGGCGAGUGUCGACCUCUCAAUGGCUCUGCUUCCUGUCAUGGCCCGGGGGCAGAACAUUGUUCAGAGUGUCGAAACCAUCAGGACGGGGAGCUUUGCGUGGAUCAUUGUCCCAGCGGUGUGAAGGAGGAUCAGCAAACUGUGUGGAAGUACAGCAACGCUACAGGACACUGUCUGUCCUGCAACACCAACUGCUCGCUGUCCUGCACUGUGAUGGAUGAGAGAGGCUGCCCCGUGGACACCAGGACAGGACCGGGUACAACUAUCGCGGCUGCAGUGGGUGGAGUGGUGCUCUUCUUCAUCCUGCUCGCUCUGCUGGUCUUCUAUCUGAGGAGACAGAAGAAUCUCAAGAGGAAAGAGACAAUGAGAAGGAUCCUGCAAGAACAUGAGCUUGUGGAGCCUCUAACACCCAGUGGUGCGUCACCCAAUCAGGCUCAGAUGCGCAUCCUGAAGGAGACUGAGUUAAAGAAACUCAGGGUGCUGGGUGCAGGGGCCUUUGGUACUGUUUACAAGGGAGUGUGGGCUCCUGAUGGGGAAAAUGUGAAAAUACCAGUGGCCAUUAAGGUGUUACGAGAAAACACCUCUCCAAAGGCCAAUAAAGAGAUCCUUGAUGAGGCCUACGUGAUGGCAGGAGUGGCCAGCCCCUAUGUGUGCCGUCUGCUGGGGAUUUGUCUGACCUCCACGGUGCAGCUGGUCACUCAGUUGAUGCCAUACGGCUGCCUCCUCGACUACGUCAGGGAGAACAAGGACCGCAUCGGCUCCCAGUUCCUCCUCAACUGGUGUGUCCAGAUCGCCAAGGGAAUGAGUUAUCUGGAGGAAGUCCGGCUGGUCCACAGGGAUUUAGCUGCCCGCAAUGUGCUGGUGAAGAACCCGAACCACGUAAAGAUCACCGACUUCGGUCUGGCCCGUCUGCUCGAUAUAGACGAGACUGAAUAUCACGCUGAUGGAGGGAAGGUUCCGAUUAAAUGGAUGGCUCUGGAGUCUAUUCUGCACAGGAAGUUCACUCAUCAGAGUGACGUCUGGAGCUACGGUGUGACGGUCUGGGAGCUGAUGACGUUUGGGGCUAAACCCUACGACAUGAUCCCAGCGAGGGAAAUCCCAGACGUCUUAGAGGGUGGAGAACGGCUCCCCCAGCCCCUCAUCUGCACCAUCGACGUCUACAUGAUCAUGGUCAAAUGUUGGAUGAUUGACCCAGACAGCAGACCACGGUUCAAAGAUCUUGUAAGCGAUUUUAGUGUUAUGGCCAGAGAUCCACCUCGCUAUGUCGUCAUUCAGAACGAUGAGCAGAUGAGCAUGUCCAUCCCAGUGGACAGCCAGUUUUUCCGGAUGCUUCUGGAGGAGGAAGGGAACAAUAUAAGGGAACUGCUAGAUGCUGAGGAGUAUCUUGUGCCUCAGCCGAACCACUUCUCCAGGAGUCAGGUAGACGGGGCUCAAGCCAACGGGCCGUCCAGACACCAGUCAUACAGGCAGAGCAGAGAUCAGGCUCUAGAGGUUGAGUCCUCUGUCACCGGUGGGCCUCGGAGCAUGUACUCCUCCCUGAGCACCCUUGGCCGCAGCCAGUACCCUACUUUACCUUCAGGAGCAAGCACCUCCAAUGGCAUAUGGAUUCCUCAGUACCCAACUCUGGUUCGCAGCCCCUCGGCCGGGAGCCAAUCCGACUCGGUCUUCCUGGACGGAUCUCCAGACGACCCCUCGCUGCCCCCGGCCAGCCCCGGACGCUACAGCAAAGACCCCACCUACUCCAACGGGAGCCAGGGUGACCUGGAGACAGAUGGACCAAAUGGCUUUCAUCUUCCUAAUCACCUUCAUCACUCGUUGCCCAGACGGAGUCAUGGGUAUAUUCACAAUCAUGCCUUGCCAGAGUACGUCAACCAGGAAAUUAAGGAUCUCAGGCCGGGGAUUCCCGAGCGGCCCACCACGCUGCCUCGUAAGGGCUCCAGAGCCGACCGACGCCUCCCUAACGGCCUGUGCUCCGGUCACAGUGUGGAAAACCCGAGAUACUUGGUCCCUGCGAGUGCUGGGGCCGCCACUUCUCCAGCCUUUGACAACCCUUACUACCUGGACCUUGUGGCCAAAGCCAAUGCUGUAGCCGAGGCGGCAGCAGUGAAUGGUCCUGAGGCACUGGAGAGAGACGGAAGAGUGCCCAGGCACGUGAACGGGUUUGUGACCCCCACUGCAGAGAAUCCAGAGUAUCUGGGACUAGCGGACACCUGGACUGGAUAUACUUGAGGACAGGGACUGGGAGUAAUGUGAUGAACUCAAGAGGAGUCACAGCUUGUGCUCUACUGGAGUGGGGAAAAGGGAAGAUGAAUAUUUGUGAAAAACAACAAACUGGUGUCUGAUUGAUAUUGGGAAUAGUACUUGCAUGUGGAACAAUAUUUAUAUCGAGCGAAGCACCCGAAUGCAAACUGAUGGACGUUGUUUGGCAAAAGUUAAAUCACCCAGUUGUGGUACAAUGACACAGAGUAGCAUUAAUCUGGUGUCCGUGGCAUCAUUUGUAUUCCUGUCUUUAUCUCAGCAAUCGUUGCUCUUAGUGCGACUCAGCCUCUGUGUAUAGCUCAGUACUGGAUAAGCAAAGGAGUUCACAUUUGUCUAAACCAGCAUGGUACGAGAAGGGUUUGAUUAUCACAGAAUCAAACAGUUGACUCGAUUUAAUGAAUGUUGAUCUUUUUUUUUUAAAUGUCCAUUUGACUUGUUCUGUGGUGGUUUGUACCACACAUGAAGCAUUUGUGUACGUCCUUCGGUUCCCUCGUGCUAUAUGUUAUUCCAUAUGCUAUUCAGCCCAGCUGAACAGAGAAGAAAGCUCAGAGAGCACUUUGACAAAGUGAGCCGUGAUGUGUAUUGAAGGUGGUGUUUAGUAUUCUGGUCACUUUGUCUCUGACCUGAUGGGGGUCUUCAACACACUCAAAGCCAUUUUGUUUCGGCCAGAGAAGGACCCGCAGCCCAUCUGGCCAGUGGACAUGCUCCCUGAAAGAAAGGCAUCCUGUGUGGAGAAGACAGAGGCAUUGUGCCACGCUGAUGCAUGUGGUUGCUUGUGUCUUGGCUGCAGCUACUUUAUGGUACAACAGAUGAGAGGUGCUUGCAGACUAAGCAUCUAAGCUGCAACAUGUAUGUUUUUUUGUUUUAAAGACAACGUGUAUGUGUAACUAAGUGAGAACCAACUUUUCAGGGAUUUCAAAUUUGUGAGAUAAUUAGGGAAUAUUAUGUGCAUUUUGAGUUAUGCACAAUGCACUAUAUGGUAGGAUACUGCAUAUGUCCCCCAGGCUUGUGUUAUCACAAUGAGCUUUUUGGUUUCGUUGGCCUUUCACUGUGCAAGAAAGCAUUACAAGCUAUUGGUGAGUAUAUUCCACAAGAAGUGAAGAAUUUGCAUGUAUCUGUACAUGUGUUCGCUCCCCUUUUUAUAGAACAAAAAACAGUUCUGCUGUCUGUGAGCAACACACUGGCCACUGGAGCUGAAUGUGAAACUGAGGAGGCCAAAACAUCGGUUUGGAUAAUCAAUGCAUGGCUUAAAUUCCACUCCGCGAGAAACACUGGCAUCCCAGUUAAUAAUCAACGGAUUUUAUUUUUUUUUCUCAUGUUAACUGGUGUUGGGGCUGGGGGAGGUCAAAACUGAGUCAAUAGAGCCAUUGUCUGACCCUCAUGUCCACGUAGGAAAGACGGCGCUCGCCCGACUCGCACGUCCCAACGACUGUUGUCUCAGCUUUGAAAAGAGAGAACGAGAGUUUUCUUCUGCAGCGUUUUGGAGAAUGUCGUUCAGUGUUUGGAGCCCGGAGUCUUGAAACGAGUCUCCAUCAGUUUUACUCAGAAAGUCUUUUAUCUUGAUGUUCUCAUACGGGUUUUGAAGAGUUUUGUUCUCUAAAAGUUCAACCUGAUUUUAUGUAACAUGUUAUAAAAACGUGAUACCCUCAACUACCACAUACUAACGUUGUUUUGAAUGGAAUUAUUAUCGAGUGAUAAGAUUCACAUAACAGUUUUUUUUCUUUUUCUAUUUUGUUUUUCAUAUAUAUUGGAUAUACAGUAUAGUUUUUUGGAAUGAAACCUUUCACGUGUGUUGUUGCUUUCGUGUGAACACCUCAUAUCUCUACAUACUUCUUUUUUUGCAUUAGUUCUGUUGUAUUUGGAAGUGGUUUAAAACAAUUUUCACAAAGAGGCUUGUAACUGUUAUAUUGACAUUUAAAGGUGCAACCCCUGACAUUUUUUAAUAUUACUUAAUUGCACCAUUGACUUUCAGAAAUUAAGUAAAAAAAAUAAAAAAAUAAAAUGUAGGGUUUUAAGUAAUUUGGGGGAUUUGAGUGCUAUUUGGUGCUCUAAAACAGAACUUGAGUACCUCCACUCAUCACCUGCUGGAGAUACAAGGUUUUUACAGGAUCAUAACAAUGCUAAAUAAAGCACAGCUCACAGAUGUUCCCACCUCCUUAAGAAUGUGAUAGUUCCUGGAUGUUAUGAAACCUUAUAUGCAAUCACAAAUGUAUUGGUUUACACUGUAGUGUUGUUUUGUAUAAAAUAUUAAUUUUAGAUGUGAAUGAAUGACCCGGGACUCUCACGGAUAAGGGCUGAUCGGCCCGCUGUCCUCCUUUUUAAACCAUGUGUGUCCUUUCUCGAGUUUAUUUCGAUAUAGUUGUAUUAAAACUGUACAGAGCCUGAGGAUUAGCUCUGGUUGUUGGUUUACAGUAACACCUGAAAUCUUCCUGCCAUUCUCCCUGUUGAAGUGUUCUUGUCAAAAUAAUGAAGCGGGAUCAGCUUUCUGAUUGAAAUCAACUAAAUCACUAAAGUAAA